AUGUCUACUUCCACGGAGCAGCCGAUUACUCCGUCCCUCCCGGAUCAACCUCAAAACGACUAUGUUCGUCCUAUUCACUCGGAAGACGAGCGAGUAGUAAAAACACUCAUAGGUCUAGGAAUAAUGGAAGGUCUUCCGAAAGCGAAUAACAAGAUCAUUCUCAACCCAUUAUGUGUCAUAACAAUCCUCACCUUAGGAUACUUCCUCAAUCGUCUUAUGUCAUUCAUGCCUGAUGAGAAGAUCAUCUCAUGGUUCACCGCUUUGAUCGGACCAUGUCUCGCCUCGCUGCCUAUCUUAGGUCUAGUAGAGUAUAUACAAAGACCACAUUUUAUUGCUCUGUUGAGACGAACGAUGGGAAAGUCAGAUCUGGUCAAAUUCGAUGGGUAUUGUUCGGAAGGAAAGAGUAAGGGAUGGGUGUUCGUUCAUAAUGAUCAAAUCGUAGGGACUAUCUUGGUAGAUAUUCAAAAGCCAGGGAAGAAAUUGGUAAGUGUGUUAGGUGAUGAAGAGGGUCAAGUAAAUUUGGAUAAACAAUUACUCGAAAAUGGAGAAAACAAGGAAAAGUCGACCAACCCUAAUCUUAGAAAAAGGAAAUCCACAGGAGUUUCUGUUAAUACUACUUCAAACAAUGGAAUCGUCCAGAUACGACACCUAGCGGUUGACUCGCCUUAUCGACAAUCCUCCAUCCCUCUCGAUCUCCUUAUUGAAGCUCUAGACCAAUCGUUCAAUGUUCAAAAUCAGAAUAAAGUGAUUAUCAAAUUAGGAUAUUUCUGCUCUAAUGAGAUCAUCAACGCACUGAAGAAAGUGGGGUUCGUGAAAUUGACGUCUCAACAAGUUAAAGGAUUUGAAUUUAAAUUGGAGGUACCUGAAUCAAUAGGGUUGUUGGGUUGGAAAGGUUGUUGGAUGAUUGUCAGUAAAGAGGUAUACGAGGUGAAGAAAGAGGGUAUCGUAGUCAGAAAGUGA
Messenger RNA from Kwoniella mangroviensis CBS 8507, 960 nucleotides. RefSeq lists its product as uncharacterized. The record is from RefSeq and is a predicted model, not a curated record. Bases 1 to 960 code for a protein of 319 amino acids. The transcript has 2 exons. NCBI's taxonomy places the organism in Eukaryota, Fungi, Basidiomycota, Tremellomycetes, Tremellales, Cryptococcaceae.